AUGGCAGCACCAGCACUGAGGUUUGUUGGUAAUUACGACGUCGCCGCUGAAGGAAAGUGUUUAUGGGAGAUCUUAUGUCAAUUGAGAAACCUUGGAGCCGGCCGAAUCGUUACUAAAACAGAAUGGCAACUAAGAUGGCCUAAUCAGUCGUCUUAUUUGAAGAUUGUGCAUGUAAGUUUUUUAUUUGGUUUUUUGUUAGUUUAGGUUAUGAAGAUUAAAUAGUUCAAAGGUUGGAUUCAGAAGACCAGCGCCUUGAUUUGCUCAUAACUUUUUUGAAAAUAGAUUUAGAAGAUUACAAUUUAGUGAGCUUUAUUUAUUGUACUAAGUAAUGAGAUAAAACAUGACUUAAUAAGCUUAAAAAAUUCCGAAUAUUUAGGCCAGGCCCGAGAUGGAUCCAUGGCUUCAUAAGGGCAAAGUCUGGGCAGAAUGGACGUUUAGAGGACGGAAUAUGGGAGUUUAUGAAUUUUCGAAUGAUCUAAACAGAGCUGAUUGGAAACUAGUUCAUAAACAUGAAGAACAUAAGCUUUUGGACAACAAGUCGACUGUCAGUGAUAUUGUUUUACCAUCAACUUUCCCUCUACCUCCUCUGCAGGUAAAGACUGAAGUUUUAGAAGGUUUUUGGGAAUUUUUGAAGAGAUAUUGUAAACUUUUUGAUAUGAGUAUGGUUUUUGGGACUUUUAAAAUAGUUUUUGUGCAUUUGUAUAAAAUGUUUUACUUUAGUCUAAAACAAUAUCGAAAAAAUUUAAACUUUUGUCUUUGUCCACUUUUAUCCCAUAAGUUUUUAAAUAUCAAGUUUGUUUUAGAUUUUAAAUAGAAUGCAAACUUUUUUUAUAAAAAAAUUGUUUUGUCUUCACAAAAGUUUUUACAACACUUUUUGCAGAGAUAUUUGUCCCAACGAGCGGCCAAAAAGAGUGGAGUAAAGUACGACGGGAAGAGAGACGGCAGAGCAUCACUCGACGUCUGCCUGGAUCCCCAAUUUAAUGUCUACAAAGAUCUGAUAAAACAAAAGGAACCCACCAAUCACAGCGACUCGAUUUACAAAGAGGUCGACCCGCAAGUCUAUCUGGACUGGUAUGGCCAAGUGUUGCCAACCAAGGUUGAGACCUGGUCGUUAGGGCCGGCUUCAUAUGAGCCGAGAUGGAAGGUGGAGAAGCCGGCGGAGUAA
Molecule: messenger RNA, 1165 nt
Organism: Bursaphelenchus okinawaensis
Lineage: Eukaryota; Metazoa; Nematoda; Chromadorea; Rhabditida; Aphelenchoididae
Source: the annotation of a GenBank genome assembly